Messenger RNA from Diachasma alloeum, 1150 nucleotides. RefSeq names its product lysosomal thioesterase PPT2 homolog (gene Ppt2). The record is from RefSeq and is a predicted model, not a curated record. The coding region runs from base 57 to 929 and encodes 290 amino acids. Gene Ontology annotation, molecular function: thiolester hydrolase activity. Gene Ontology annotation, cellular component: lysosome. Lineage: Eukaryota; Metazoa; Arthropoda; Insecta; Hymenoptera; Braconidae. The transcript has 4 exons.
UCUGUGAUGCUAUUGGUGUUAGUCUGUUUAUCAAUUCUACCUCCGUCCAAUUCAGGAUGACGAACAAAUUGAAUAUUUUGAAGAUACUAUUUUUCCUGAAUCUAGUCAAUUUUCAAUGGGUGUCAGGGUACUAUCCUGUUGUGAUUAUUCAUGGGGUGCUCACAGGUAGCGAUAGCAUGGAGGUCAUCAGCAAUCGGAUACAGGAAAUGCAUCCCGGAACGGAGGUGUAUAACACCCCGCGAUACGCUGGAUGGAGCAGUUUAGAGCCCAUGUGGCGUCAGAUAGAGGAAAUUGGUGAGGAUGUGAUGGCUAUUGCUGCCGCGUUUCCGGAGGGCAUCAAUCUCCUGGGGUACAGCCAGGGAGGAUUGAUAGCCAGAGCUAUUCUCCAGAGAUUCCCCAAUCAUAAUGUCAGAAACUUCAUUUCCUUGAGCUCACCACAAGCUGGAGAGUACGGAACAAAGUUUCUGCAUUUGUUCUUCCCUAAUUUAGUGUGUGAAACUGCGUAUGAAUUGUUUUACUCGAGAAUUGGACAACACACUAGUGUUGGGAAUUACUGGAACGAUCCGUAUCACCAGGAAUUAUAUUUUCGAUACAGUAAAUUUCUCCCACUCGUGAAUGGCGAGGAGCAAUCACUAAAUAGUACUCAGUUUAAAAGCGGCCUGACCAAGUUGAAUAAAAUGGUGUUGAUCGGAGGUCCCGACGACGGAGUGAUAACCCCUUGGCAAAGUAGUCAAUUCGGUUAUUUCGAUAGUAACAACACUGUACUGGACAUGAGAAACAGGCCUAUCUACAAAACCGACGCAAUCGGCCUCAAAACACUAGAUAAAGCCAAAAAAAUCAUCACUCAUACUGUGCCAGGGAUCUCCCACUUCAUGUGGCAUAAGAACGAAACCAUCACUGAUCUUUACAUUCUACCGUAUUUAGAUUAAACCACUAAUGAAUGAAUAGUUCAAUUCAGUCGAAAUUAUAAAUAAUCAAUCAACGAGGUAAAAGACUGAUCGGCGCAGCUAGCCAUGACGAUUUGCUACCGAAUUUUUGGAUUUUAAUUUAAGCAAGAAUAUUCGACAGCUCAUCAUUUCGAACUAAGAAUUAAAUUAUUGUGCAAAUAAUGAAUAAAUUAAGUGGAAUCUUGACAAUUCAACGUUUCUUU